AUAAAUACUCUUAAUCUUAAAUAUUUUUCCAUAUCUCUUCUCCAAUUCUUCCUAAAUCCUACUCUUAACUCUCUACUCUCUAAUUCUCUUAUUCACCAAUAUAUUAUAUUUAUAUAUCUACUUUAUAUUAAUUAUCUACUUAUAAUUUAUGAAUACAUACAUUAUAUUACUUAUAUUUCUUAUCUAAUUAUAUAUUACUUACACAUUUAUUAUAUCUAUUAAUAUAGUUGGAAUUAUAUCUAAUUAAUUUGAAGUCAUUCUAUUACUCAUUUACUCCCAUCCGAAAGACCGAAAGUCCGAAAGAGAUAUUCGGUUGAUAUGGGUAACCUCGAGUGCAACCGAACGAAAGAGCUUGCGAGGAAGAGAUCCUGCAAAGGUAAAUCACAUAUCGGUUCUUCAUCUCAAAGUCGAGAUGAUUUUGAUACGGGUUACGCAAAGAGGGAUGGAGAUGCGAUGACCGACGAACAACUAGAACAAGAAUUGCACCGACAUAAUAGUCGCGUUUUUCAAGACCAACCGAGGACCAUUGACGAAGAAGAGCUCGAGGACGAUGAUGUGGAGGAAGUGAUUCCGGAGAGCCACGACGACGACGACGAGGAGGGUGGCGGCAGCCACGACGCCGACGAGACUGCCUCAUCCCAAACCGGUACGAAAAAAAGUAAAUCUGAACUAAUGGCUAAUAAUUUUUCUAAGUGGAAGGACCCGAACACCGGGAAUUGGACCGCAACUUGCAAUUGGUGCAAGAAAAACUAUAGCUUGGGGAUUUCCGGCGGAUACGGAUCCGCCACAAGACACCUUAAAUCCAAACACCCGGUGGAGUAUGCAAAAUUAGGCGGCGGAACGGGGAAGCAAACACAAAUAUCGAGGUUUGCAAAUAACCAACAAACUUUUGGUAAUUUCUCAUACAAUGAUGCACAAAAUUUGACAGGUAUGGCUAACUUACUUGUUGAAGAAAAUUUGCCUUAUUUGUUUUCUGAAAGUCUUGCUUUUCGUGAUUAUGCACAAACUUGUUUAAAUCCUCAAUAUAGAGGUUAUAGUCGCAAACCGGUUAAGAAAGAAAUUUCAAGGCUUUGUGGUGCGGAGAAGGUAAGGUUACAAAAUUAAUUUGUAAACUUUGAUGGGCGUGUUACUGUAUGUUCUGACAUAUGGGAGUAUGCUUAUCAUAAUUUACAUUAUUUGGUUCUGAAUGUACAUUAUAUUGAUAAUGAUUGGCAUAUGCAUAAAAUAUUAUUCACAUAUUCCGCAUAUUUAUGGUAUUGCAUUUGUUCUCGAUCCUCGUUUUAGACUUGGUUCUUUAGAAGAAUGUUUAAAUUAUUAUGCUGCUUUUUUUGGUCCAAUGCCAAUGUAUGAGGACAACCCAAUUGAUCCGAAAAAAGAAUACAGCGAGGUUAGUGAUAUAUUUUAUGCAUUAUUUAAUGAGUUUCAUGCAUAAUAUGGCAAUGCGCCCCCUCCCCCGACACAAACAUCAUCUAUAAGAAAAUCAAUUUUCUAAUCUACAUUUGCCAAUCUUAUUAAAAAAACGAAAUCAACUCCCGCUACGCAACAAAGCACAAUUAAUGAAAUUUCUUUCUAUAUAACAUAUGAUGUUGAUUUUGAAGAAGAUGAUUUUGACGUACUAAACUGGUGGAAGGGAAAAGAAAGAAUGUUCUCGGUUUUAGCAAAGAUGGCUAAGCAAGUGCUAUCAAUGCCGGUUUCAACGGUUGCCGUGGAACAAGAAUUUUGUUCGGCCGGCAAUGUCCUAACGCAAUGUAGAACGAGGUUGGGCGCAGAAUCUCUUGAGAUGCUUAUAUGCUACCACGAUUGGUUGAAAACGACCCAUAGAGCUCAAGAAAUUGACAUCACCCCAUCCCAACACUUUAUGAAUGAAUCUAUAACCGAGGGUGGCUCUACCUAUGUCGGAGAUUCCGAUUGAUUAGUAUUUCAUGUUUUAUAUUUACCUUCAAUUCUCAAUUGUAACUUGUAAACUUGUAGUUCAUAUUUCAAAUAAAUAUACGUUCAUUUUUUUAUAUGUAGCAUUUUUUACUGAAUUCAUAAAAUUAAUUAAUUAAUUUUACAUUAUGUAAUUUAUUCAAACUAAAAUAUACAAAAAAAAUUGAAAUCAAAAGCCCCAAACGGCUAUAUAGCCACUUUGAUAGUUUGGUUGUUUGAAAUUUGAAUCAAUAGAGGCA
Molecule: messenger RNA, 2168 nt
Organism: Cuscuta europaea
Lineage: Eukaryota; Viridiplantae; Streptophyta; Magnoliopsida; Solanales; Convolvulaceae
Source: the annotation of a GenBank genome assembly